Physeter macrocephalus (sperm whale) is the source of this 1208-nucleotide messenger RNA. It is a transcript of the gene TMEM9B, whose product is annotated as TMEM9 domain family member B. Bases 16 to 873 code for a protein of 285 amino acids. Gene Ontology annotation, biological process: positive regulation of canonical NF-kappaB signal transduction. The record is from RefSeq and is a predicted model, not a curated record. NCBI's taxonomy places the organism in Eukaryota, Metazoa, Chordata, Mammalia, Artiodactyla, Physeteridae. The transcript is spliced from 6 exons. Gene Ontology annotation, cellular component: lysosomal membrane.
CGGUGCCGCGGAAAGAUGGCCUAUCACCUCAAAGCUCCGCCGGACCUACGCUGCGCCCCCGAGAGGCCGCCUUUGCUUCUGGGGCACCGCGCAGCCUCCCGGCCUUCGCACCGGGAACCGUUUCCGGGGCGAAUGCUUUUCGUAGCUGACCCGGUGCGGCCCGUGACGCGAGGGCCCAGACGGAAGUGCGGGCUGAGGAGCCGGAGCCCGAGCCGGAGCCCGACCGAGAGCAGGUCUCGGGGGCUCCGGCUGUGGGGACUGCUGGGCCUGGCAGCGAUGGCGACCCUGUGGGCCGGCCUCCUUCGUCUCGGCUCCAUGCUCAGCCUGUCCUGCCUGGCGCUCUCGGUGCUGCUGCUAGUGCAGCUGUCGGACGCCGCCAAGAAUUCUGAGGAUGUCCGAUGUAAAUGUAUCUGUCCUCCCUAUAAAGAUAAUUCUGGGCGUAUUUAUAAUAAGAACAUAUCCCAAAAAGACUGCGAUUGCCUUCAUGUUGUGGACCCCAUGCCUGUGCGGGGGCCUGAUGUAGAAGCAUACUGUCUACGCUGUGAAUGCAAAUAUGAGGAGAGAAGUUCUGUUACGAUCAAGGUUACCAUUAUAAUUUAUCUCUCCAUUUUGGGCCUUCUGCUUCUGUACAUGGUAUAUCUUACUCUGGUUGAGCCCAUACUGAAGAGACGCCUGUUUGGACAUUCACAAUUGAUACAGAGCGAUGAUGAUGUUGGGGAUCACCAGCCUUUUGCAAACGCCCACGAUGUGCUGGCCCGCUCCCGCAGUCGAGCCAAUGUGCUGAAUAAGGUAGAGUAUGCCCAGCAGCGUUGGAAGCUUCAAGUUCAAGAGCAGCGAAAAUCCGUCUUUGACCGUCAUGUUGUCCUCAGCUAAUUGGGAAUCGAAUUCAAGUCUGCCAGCCUCAUCAAAGCCCUGACUUACCUAUUUGAAUUUUGCACUGACUAUAUUAUCUGGACAUCUGGUUGGCCUGUGGCUGCACUUCAUGGUAAAUUGGACCUGAAAUGCCUGGUGGCUCUUCACAAGAUGCAGAUUUUCUUCAUGUACUGUGAUGUCUGAUGCAAUGCAUCCUAGAACAAACUGGCCAUUCGCUAGUUUACUCUAAUGAAUAAACAUAGUCUUGGUGUGUGGUCUUUCUCAUCUUCUUCUAGUAUCUUUAAAGAUGAAUCCUAAGGACUUGGACACUUGCAAUAAAGAAAUUUUCUUUUAAA